AAAAAGCAUAUUCCCUUUUUCUUCUCCUGCCUUUUCUCCUACCCCGCUGGGCUGCUCUGUAUUUUUCUAUUCUUCUUUUUUUCUCAUCUCCAAAAUAGCAAUUUUCAUGUUUUGUUUAUCACAGUAGCUGCCAUAAACACAAAACAAGGAAGUUUAUUUCAGACAACCCUCCAAGGACUGGACUGGACUGGACUGGACUAGCAGAGACCUCCAAAACCCUAAUCUUGAAUCUCCGUCUUUGCUUUCAACUACAUUUCGCUGAUCUAUCAAGUUCAACUUACUGAGCUCUGUUUCUGCCAGCGCACUUCUACGCGUAAAAAUGUCUUAUUCCAGUGGCUUCGCUGUGACGCGCAAUCACGGAGCAGACCGAUUCUACAACCCGCCGGGGGUGCGACGGAUGCGCCAGCAGACGGUGUUACAGCAGCAGCCGCGGCUUCAGGGGCAGAGGCCGCAGCAGAAUGGAGCGAAUGGGGAAAUUGCAACUUCUGAGUCGGAGGACCGGACUGAAUCCGACGAUUCGAUCACCGCACUCUCCAAACCAUCACCUGUCCCCUCCUCUUCUCCCGCGCCGCCGAUGAACAUCACCAACUUGGAUCGUUUGAUGGAAUCCGUUACUCCCUUCGUGCAAGCUCAGCAACUAUCUGAGGCAAUUGUAAGAGGAAACAGAACUCUUGAAGCCGAGGCGAAUUCAUUCUUUUACCUUGAAGAUCUCUGGGAGUCUUUGAGAGAGUGGAGUGUGUAUGGAGUUGGCGUGCCCCUGUUGCUGAAUGAGAAGGACCGUAUUAUUCAGUAUUAUGUUCCAUUCUUGUCUGGCAUACAGCUGUACAUAGACCCAUUGAAGUCAUCGUCUCGGCCAAGGAUAUCUGGUGAAGAGAGUAAUGUUGAGUCACUAAAAAAACAUAGUUAUGAUGAUGCGAAAUGGAACCAGCACAACCAAUUACAUGCAAAUUCCCAACAACCAAACAGGACCUCAAAGAGAGACCUAUCUGUAUCGAGCUUGAAUGCUGAUGAAUCUGAAAUUAGCAAUCCUUCCGGAGUUCUCUUGUUUGAAUAUUUGGAGCAGGAACAGCCAUAUAAUCGCAGGCCAUUGACUGACAAGAUAAUGGACCUAGCAUCUCAAUAUCCAGAGUUGAAGAAGUGCAAGAGCUGUGAUUUGAUGCCCUCAAGUUGGAUAUCUGUUGCUUGGUAUCCAAUAUAUAGAAUACCUAUAGGCCACACAUUACGGGAUCUGGAUGCAUCUUUUUUAACAUUUCAUCCAUUAUCCACACAAUGCAGAGGUCAUUAAUCGAUCAGAGACCAGCAAAUGAAGAUGGGGUGCAAAGGUUGGAUUAUUCUUGAAUAACGAAAAGGUGGGACUAUUAUAAGAAGAUCGCUAAAAGGUUGGAUUAUUAGUUUCCAUUUUCCCUUUAGAUUACAUACAUUUUUUAUAUACAUUUACUGAUUACUUAUUUAGAAUAUAUAUAUGUAUAUAUGUGUGUGUGUGUACAUAUCUACUUAUUUAGAUUACCUAGUCUUUAUAUAAAGAAAUACAUAAAUAAAUGAGUUUGAAGAAAUAUAAAAAAUAAGUUUGUUGAUCUUGAACCUAUCUUUUGUAUAUUUACAAAUUUCAAGUCUAUUUUUUUUCCGGUUAGUUCCAAAAAGACCUCUUAAGUAGGUCUUUCUUUUUGUAAUCUUUCUGUCAUCUAUUCAGGUACAGCCCAGCCACGCUUUCAUGGUGCAAAUGCUAAGAGUUUAAAUGGUAUGAUUCGAGCUAAGGCAAUGAUUUCAUUACCAGUCUUUGGCCUUGCUUCAUACAAACUGAAGGGCUCACUUGUGAGUCCAUGCGGGACCCAUGAAUCUGAGCAAGAAAACUCUCUCUUGCUGGCUGCAGACAGUUGGCUUCGGGAUUUAAAGGUUUUUCUCCCCGAUCACCAUUUUUUUCUCUCUCAUCAUUCUCUAGGGAGAUGAAGUGGCCUGAAUGAUUGCCAACAAAUUUUGUUCUUUAUGGUAGACGUUCAAGUGCCAAAAUAUGGGCUCUGUUUUAUGAUUCAGUGACCCCCCUCCCCCACAAAAAAAGAACUCCCUUCAAUAACUUGGUCAAAAAGAAGAAAAAACUCAUAAAGAUGUCAGCUGGGUCGUCAAAACUUCAAAGCUUCACCUGCUUUAAACUUGUGGUGGUGGGCAAGUUUUAUGGGUGAGUGAGAGUUUGAUGUGUUCUUUUGGUUGUGUGAUCUGCUGAGUUACAAAGGUACAUAAGGUGUUAUCCUGUAUAAUCUGCAUGAUCUCUGGACUAUGUUGUUGUGAUUGUGUCACUGGAAGGCAGUGUCUGUACAUCGAUAGGAUUGCCAACUUGAGCUAGUGAUCUUAAGUAAGUGCACAGGAAGAAACAUGGUGAUCAUGUUGAUUUUUUAGAAUAGUCUGUACUCCUAUAUAGCAGUAUAGCACUUACAAAGCGACCAGUGUACUUGUUUAGUGUGCUGUAAGAAGUCAUUUUGGCAAAAAAGAUGGUUAGAUGACAUGAGUUUUUCAUCUGUUAGAUACUUGGGCAAUUAUACCUUUUUUGUAGCAUGAAAUGGCUAAGUUUUGUUGUAAUAAAAAAAUAUGCGGGAAUUUGUUGGAACUCCGAAG
Molecule: messenger RNA, 2607 nt
Organism: Cuscuta epithymum
Lineage: Eukaryota; Viridiplantae; Streptophyta; Magnoliopsida; Solanales; Convolvulaceae
Source: the annotation of a GenBank genome assembly